AUGGAAAUUCAAGAAGGGAGCGGCGACUGGGCACGAGCAGAGCCCGAGAGAGUCGAAGAGGACAACACCGUGCUUACCCUCGCGGACAUCAAACGAUUGGCCGAGGCAAAGCUGGACAAUGCCACCAGAAACUACAUCGCCCAAGGAGCGGACCAGGAACACACUCUCCGGGAGAAUACCGCAGCGUUCACGAGGCUUAGGUUCCGGCCUAAGGUCUUUGUGGACGUAUCGAAGAUUGACACUGCUACGGCUUUGUUAGGCCAGAGAAUAUCUUUUCCUGUUGGCUUCUCUCCUACUGCUGCACAGAUGAUUGCCAACCGGGUGGGAGAGCUCGGUACUGCCCAAGCGGCACGGGACGCGGGCACGGUGAUGAUCGUGAGCGCCAUGAGCACCGUGUCGCUGGAAGACAUCAGAGCCAGUGCCCCGGACUGCCUGUUGUGGCAGCAUACGUAUCUCUUUAGUAACCGUUCCCUCACUAAAUCUAUAGUCAGGAGGGCGGAACAGCAGAACAUCGCUGCCAUCGUGGUAACAGUGGAUUCACAUGUCGAUGGACAGGCGGCAAGCCUCAGCAAGAACCAGCUAGUACUUCCGGAGGGCCUCAGGUGGUAUGGAGGCGAAGCUUGA
Messenger RNA from Dermacentor andersoni, 624 nucleotides. RefSeq lists its product as uncharacterized. Lineage: Eukaryota; Metazoa; Arthropoda; Arachnida; Ixodida; Ixodidae. The record is from RefSeq and is a predicted model, not a curated record. Gene Ontology annotation, molecular function: oxidoreductase activity.